AUGGGUGCUUUGCUUUCGUUGCCGCUGAUGGCGGUACCAAGCAUGGGCACGCUCAUUGGCUUCGCUGCCAGUUGUUGCGGUGCGGCAACGUGCUCUGCAGUCUGCAGCGCCUGUGGCAAGUGCGGCAACAGUGUCGCCACUCGUAUCGGCUACGCAGUCAUCCUCCUCGUUAACUCGAUCCUGUCCUGGAUCAUGCUCACUCCGUGGGCUAUCAAAAAGCUGGAACAUAUUAUGCUCGACUACGUUAAGAUCGACUGUCCUAAUGGCCAAUGCUACGGGUGGAUGGCCGUUCAUCGCUUCAACUUCGCUCUCGGCCUUUUCCAUCUCAUCCUCGCGGGCCUUCUGUUUGGCGUCACGUCUUCCAAAAACCCUCGCGCCGCUAUUCAAAAUGGCUAUUGGGGGCCCAAAGUCAUUGUAUGGCUCGCCUUCAUCGUCCUCUCCUUCUUGAUCCCCGACGAAUUCUUCCAGUUCUACGGAGCCUAUAUUGCCCGGUUUGGCGGCAUGUUGUUCCUCAUCCUCGGCCUCAUCUUGCUUGUUGACCUCGCCCAUAAUUGGGCUGAGUAUUGUCUUGAGCAGAUUGAGGAGACCGACUCUAAGGUUUGGCGGACAGUUCUCAUCGGCUCUACAUUGGGCAUGUACCUUGCUUCACUCGCCAUGACCAUCGUCCAGUACAUCUUCUUCGCCGGGUCCGAUUGCUCCAUGAACCAAGCAGCCAUUACGAUCAAUCUGCUGCUAUGGAUUGGGAUUUCUUUCAUCUCAGUCCACCCCACCAUUCAGGAAUACAACCCAAAGGCUGGUCUUGCUCAAGGCGCUAUGGUCGCCGUGUACUGCACCUACCUCACCAUGUCGGCUGUUUCCAUGGAGCCUGAUGACCAAAAAUGCAACCCUUUGAUUCGCGGUCGGGAAACUCGCACAACGUCUGUUGUUAUCGGUGCCGUCGUCACCAUGCUUACAAUUGCGUACACCACCACAAGGGCGGCGACUCAAAGCCUUGGGCUCGGCUCUACCGGCGGCAUCCGCCUCCCGGAGGAAGACGAGCACGAUCUCGUCACUCAGCAGCCCAGCGCUGCGAAGCAGAUGCGGGCGGAGGCAUUGCGCCGUGCCGUCGAGGAGGGCAGCCUGCCGGCGAAUGCUUUGUCUGACGACGAGAGCGAAGCUGGUGGUGGUCGUGCUCACGGUGAUGAUGAGCGUUCCCAGACGCAGUACAGCUACACCGUCUUCCACAUCAUCUUCUUCCUGGCCACGACCUGGAUCGCGACACUACUGACCCAGAACCAUGACGACCAAAAUGCUGAUGGCAACUUCGCUCCUGUAGGUCGAUCGUACUGGGCCAGUUGGGUGAAGAUUGUGAGUGCUUGGGUUUGCUACACCAUGUAUGCCUGGACGCUGGUGGCACCAGUCGUCCUCCCAGACCGCUUCGAUUUUUCUUAA
Molecule: messenger RNA, 1431 nt
Organism: Colletotrichum orchidophilum
Lineage: Eukaryota; Fungi; Ascomycota; Sordariomycetes; Glomerellales; Glomerellaceae
Product: serine incorporator
Exons: 3
Coding region: 1-1431 (476 amino acids)
Cellular component (GO): membrane
Source: RefSeq, a predicted model, not a curated record